Molecule: messenger RNA, 2506 nt
Organism: Carassius gibelio (silver crucian carp)
Lineage: Eukaryota; Metazoa; Chordata; Actinopteri; Cypriniformes; Cyprinidae
Exons: 4
Coding region: 1355-2437 (360 amino acids)
Source: RefSeq, a predicted model, not a curated record
GUUUAAGACCAUAGUCUUAAAAGGUUCAAAUGGAAAAAUACAGCUUUCAUGUCAAAGUCACCAGUGUGACGGCAUGAAGAACAAAGGCAAAAAGUCUUUCUGUCUUUGAGCAGCACAAGCAACAUGUCAUCGCUGCCGAGGCUGAACUCAGUCAGACAGUCAUUUUAAAUUUCUUAAAAUAUACUGAGUUAUGUUUGUUUUCUUCUAAAUUAGACAAAAAGUAGUCAGAUCUAGCACAAGUGCAAGUGUGCUCAUUAUAACAUGGUGUCAUACUGUUUUCUUAACCUUCUUUAAGCGAAAAGGAGCAACUCUAUUUAAAAUGCUAGAAAAGAGAGAGUCCAUAGUUUCUGUUACAUCAUCAAGUUGUUCUGAGGUUUUGGAUAUGCUAAGGAAUUUGGAUACAUCAGGAAGAUAACUUAAAAAGCAGUCUUUUGUGGUAGAAGUGAUGGUUCUUCCAUACUUGUAACAAGAAGUAGAAUUUACAAUUUUUGCUAUAUGAAGUUUGCACAGAACUAAAUAAUGAUCUCAGAUAUCAUCAAUUGGCUGCAUAAUUUCAACACUAUCAACAUAAAUUCCAUGUGACAGUAUUAAAUCUAGAGUAUGAUUUCGACAAUGAGUAGGUCCUGAAACGUGUUGUCUAACCCCAAUAGAGUUCAGAAUAUCUAUAAAUGCUGAUCCCAAUGCAUCUUUUUCAAUAUCAACAUGGAUAUUAAAAUAAGCAACUAUUAAAACUUUAUCUGCAGCCAGAACUAACUCGGAUGUAAAAUCAACAAACUCUUUAAUAAAGUCUGUAUCGUGCCCUGGUGGCCUGUAUACAGUAGCCAGUACAAACAUAACAUUUGUUUCUCUGGAUAAUGUUAUAUGUAGCACCAUUACUUCAAAUGAGUUAUACUUGAAGCCUGCCUUAUGAGAAAUUCUGAAAACGUUGUUAUAAAUUGAAGCAACACCUCCACCUUUGCCUUUUAGACAUGGUUUGUGUUAAUAACAGUAAUCUUGGGGGGUGGACUCAUUUAAAAUAAUGUUAUCAUCAGGUUUUAGCCAAGUUUCUGUCAAACAGAGCACAUCUAUAUUAUGAUCAGUUAUCAUAUUAUUUACAAAAAGUGCUUUCGUAGAAAGAGAUCUGAUAUUUAGUAAGCCAAGCUUUAUAGUUUGUUUAUCCGUAUCGCAUCUGUUUUUUAUUUGUUGAACCUCAAAUAAAUUAUUACUCAUAAAUUGGUUAGGACAUUUUUUGUAUUUGUACAGGCAGUCUAUAGUGUGAUAUCUAGGUAAAGAGUCUCUGCGAAUUAAUUGACUUCUGUGUCUUAAGGCUGCUUGCCGGUUUUCGAGUACCAUUAAGACAUCCAGCCAUUGAGUGAUGACAAUCUGCUAUGCAUCCCAUCACCAUGAUUCUGUAUGCUGUAUGGAUCCACCAGACAUCAUGUUGCCUGUGGAUGAUAUGAAGGGUUUUCGAGAACUUCUAAGGGAUUCUGUGGAGGACUUCAAUUUCCUCUUGGAGAAGGCGGCUCCACACAUCACAAAGAAGGACACCCACCAAAGAAAGGCCAUUAGCCCCAAAGACAGGCUUUCUGUCACACUACGUUUUUGGCAGCAGACACCAACAACUGAGUUAGAGUGGAAGGCCAUUUCCAAAGAUUUUGCUGACAAGUGGAACUUUCCACACUGCUUAGGGGCUGUGGAUGGCAAACACAUCUUCAUUCAACCCCCUGCCAAGACUGGAAGUUUGUUUUACAACUACAAGUCCAGAUUUUCCAUUAUACUAAUGGCAGUAGUUGAUGCCCAAUACAGGUUUGUGUAUGCAAGUGCAGGAACCCAGGGCAAAGUGUCUGAUGCUGGUGUUUUUGCCCAGUCUGACCUGAGAGAUGCUAUGGACGCUGGCCUACUGCAUGUCCCCCCUGAUGAUACCCUUCCCAACACUGAUGUCAUGAUGCCCUACAUGUUCAUCAGUGAAGAGGCCUAUCCACUGAAAACCAAUCUCAUGAAGCCCUACCGUUUUCGAAACCUGAGCACAAAUCAAAGGAUUUACAAUUACUGUCUUUCCAGGGCACGUCGUGUUGUUGAAAACGCCCAAAUCACAACCAUUUGCCUGAAUCCAGAGAAAGUUGUGACCAUUCUCUUUGUGUGUCUUUGCCUGCACAACUUUUUAGCAACCAGAGAUCUGAUGCCUAUGUACCACCUGCCUAUGUGGAUUAUGAGGAUGCCAACCAUCAGCUUAUUGAAGGGGCAUGGAGGAGAGAGGGAGCGCUACAGUCUGCAUCAACGGGAAGAGCAAGAAAUCCCUUUGUGGAAGCCAAGAAGCAACGAAACACACUUUGCCAAUACUUUGUUUCACCUGCAGGAAGUGUUUCAUGGCAAGAGGAUAUGGUGUAGUAACUGUAUUUGUUAUUACAAUAUAGAAUUACUUUGCAGUAAGAGAAAAUUGUGUAACCAAGUUGGAUGAUGGACAUGGUUUUUGAAAAAAAUAAAAUAUAUACUUCCUUUGAAAUGACACAAAUAGUCUUAAGAACAU